Molecule: messenger RNA, 1940 nt
Organism: Peromyscus eremicus (cactus mouse)
Lineage: Eukaryota; Metazoa; Chordata; Mammalia; Rodentia; Cricetidae
Product: cytochrome P450 2F2
Exons: 10
Coding region: 153-1628 (491 amino acids)
Biological process (GO): xenobiotic metabolic process
Cellular component (GO): intracellular membrane-bounded organelle; cytoplasm
Molecular function (GO): iron ion binding; oxygen binding; oxidoreductase activity, acting on paired donors, with incorporation or reduction of molecular oxygen, reduced flavin or flavoprotein as one donor, and incorporation of one atom of oxygen
Source: RefSeq, a predicted model, not a curated record
UUUUCUGUGGCCCUCCUUUUCUCCCUCACUCUCCUUCAGCCUCAGCCAACUAUAUUCACGGUCACAGAAGCAUGAGCCACAGAGAUGGAGGGCGAUGAGAAGAGGCUGCAACCUAGAAGAACCUGCUGGGAGGCACUGCAGCUGCCUUCAAUAUGGAUGGUGUGAGCACAGCCAUCUUGCUUCUCCUCCUGGCCGUCAUCUCUCUAUCCCUGACCUUUACCUCAUGGGGCAAGGGCCAGCUGCCUCCAGGACCCAAACCUCUCCCCAUCCUGGGAAACCUGCUGCAGCUGCGCUCCCAAGACUUGCUGACCUCACUGACCAAGCUAAGUAAGAAGUAUGGGUCCGUGUACACAGUGUACCUGGGGCCCAGGCGAGUGGUGGUCCUCAGUGGAUACCAAACUGUGAAGGAGGCUCUUGUGGACAAAGGGGAGGAGUUCAGUGGCCGUGGCUCAUACCCUGUCUUUUUCAACUUCACCAAGGGCAAUGGCAUCGCCUUCUCCAAUGGAGAACGCUGGAAGGUCCUCAGAAGGUUCUCAGUCCAAAUCCUGCGGAACUUUGGGAUGGGAAAAAGGAGCAUCGAGGAGCGGAUCCUGGAAGAGGGCAGCUUCCUGCUGGAGGUGCUACGGAAAACGGAAGGCAAGCCCUUCGACCCUGUGUUUAUCCUGAGCCGGUCAGUGUCCAACAUUAUCUGUUCCGUCAUCUUUGGGAGCCGCUUCGACUAUGAUGAUGAGCGUCUGCUCACCAUUAUCCGAUUUAUUAACGACAACUUCCAGAUAAUGAGCAGCCCCUGGGGUGAGAUGUACAACAUCUUCCCGAGUCUCCUGGACUGGCUGCCUGGGCCGCACAGACGCAUGUUCCGGAACUUUGGAGGCAUGAAAGAGCUCAUCGCCCGCAGUGUCCGGGAACACCAGGACUCCCUGGAUCCCAACUCUCCCCGGGACUUCAUCGAUUGCUUCCUCACAAAGAUGGCGCAGGAGAAGAAAGACCCACUGAGCCACUUCCAAAUGGAUACCCUGUUGAUGACCACACACAACCUGCUGUUCGGGGGCACGGAGACCGUGGGCACCACGAUGCGCCAUGCCUUCCUUAUUCUCAUGAAGUACCCCAAAGUGCAAGCCCGCGUGCAGGAAGAGAUUGACCGUGUGGUAGGGCGCUCGCGGAUGCCGUCACUGGAGGACCGCAUGAACAUGCCUUACACAGACGCAGUGAUCCACGAAGUACAACGCUUCGCAGAUGUCAUCCCCAUGAACCUGCCACACCGCGUCAUUCGGGACACGCCUUUCCGCGGCUUCAUGAUACCCAAGGGCACAGAUGUCAUCACGCUUCUUAACACCGUGCACUAUGACUCCGAACAGUUCAAGACGCCUCGGGAGUUCAAUCCCGAGCAUUUUCUGGAUGACAAUCAAGCCUUCAAGAAGAGCCCUGCCUUCAUGCCAUUUUCGGCUGGACGUCGACUGUGUCUGGGGGAGCCACUGGCGCGCAUGGAGCUCUUCAUAUACCUCACCUCCAUUCUGCAAAACUUCACGUUGCAUCCACUGGUGGAGCCGGAGGACAUCGAUCUGACCCCGCUUAGCUCAGGGCUGGGCAAUUUGCCGAGGCCUUUCCAGUUGUCUGUGCGCGUUCGCUGAGGUCCGUGCCCAGGGACUGCUCUGUCCCUCUUCCCGUUGGUUUCACUAUCGUGGGCCUCCAUCAGUGUCUCUAUCACAUUCCCUUCCCCAAACCCUGGGCCUGCCACAUAUCGGUCCUUUAUCCCUCCUGUCUUUAAAGCCUGUCUUCAUGGAAAGACUGACAUGACAAAGGGGGAAUGCACAUCUUAUACCCACAGAACCUAUUCUGUAAUGUACUCCUUUCCAGGCUUUUCGUAUCAUUUCCUAAUAAAUAUGUACUCCUUUCCAGGCUUUUUGUAUCAUUUCCUAAUAAAUAUCUUGACAAUAGAUUUA